Molecule: messenger RNA, 3447 nt
Organism: Numida meleagris (helmeted guineafowl)
Lineage: Eukaryota; Metazoa; Chordata; Aves; Galliformes; Numididae
Gene: TUBGCP4
Product: tubulin gamma complex associated protein 4
Exons: 18
Coding region: 325-2322 (665 amino acids)
Biological process (GO): spindle assembly; meiotic cell cycle; mitotic cell cycle
Cellular component (GO): equatorial microtubule organizing center; spindle pole; centrosome
Molecular function (GO): gamma-tubulin binding; microtubule minus-end binding
Source: RefSeq, a predicted model, not a curated record
CACUCCUCCGCCGCCUCCCGCGGCACCGGGCGCUAACGCACCCCAGGAGGGGGCAGGAUGAAAUCGGGCCGGGCUCGGUCGAGCGCUCCAAUCCGACUCGAGGGCCUCGCAGCCUGCUCCUGAGGGCUCUUCCGGGAACUUCGCGCUCCCGCCCAACCUCCCACAGCCCACUUCUCCCCGCGCCCGGAGAGGAACGCCCACCCCCGCGAAAGCCAUCGCCUUCGCUGCCCGCGGGACCCAGAGCCGCCCACACCGUCUGGGAGCCACCGCGCAGGCGCGCUCUUCCCGGCGGCCUUUGCGCUGUGCCCGGCGGCGCGCGGCGCGAUGAUCCACGAGCUGCUGCUGGCGCUCAGCGGGUACCCGGGCGCGGCCUUUACCUGGAGCAAGCGCGGCGGGCUGCAGGUGUCCCAGGAAUUGCCGUUCUUACACCCCAGCGAGACCAGCGUCCUGAACCGGCUCUGCCGCCUCGGUACCGACUACAUUCGCUUCGCCGAAUUCGUGGAGCAGUACACGGGGCACGUACAGCAGCAGGACCAUCACUUAUCUCAGCAAAACCAGGGUGGAUUGCAUGGGAUAUAUUUGCGAGCGUUCUGCACAGGUCUUGAUUCAGUGUUGCAGCCGUAUCGACAGGCACUGCUUGACCUUGAACAAGAGUUUCUGGCUGACCCACAUCUUUCCAUCUCACAUGUUAAUUAUUCCUUGGACCAGUUUCAGUUACUCUUCCCAUCUGUGAUGGUUGUGGUGGAACAGAUCAAGACUCAGAAGAUUCAUGGAUGUCAGAUACUGGAAACUGUCCACAAACAUAGCUGUGGGGGGUUGCCUCCUGUUCGCAGUGCUCUUGAGAAGAUUCUGGCUGUGUGUCAUGGAGUCAUGUAUAAGCAGCUCUCUGCCUGGAUGCUGCAUGGAUUGCUACUAGACCAACAUGAAGAGUUCUUUAUCAAACAGGGCCCUUCUGGGAAUGUCUCUGGCCAACCCGAAGAUGAUGAUGAUGACCUAGGAAUUGGAGGACUUACAGGAAAACAGCUACGAGAGCUGCAGGACCUGCGCUUGAUUGAGGAGGAGAACAUGUUAGCUCCAUCUCUAAAACAGUUUUCUCUGCGAGUGGAAAUGCUGCCUUCGUACAUUCCUGUGCGAGUUGCUGAAAAAAUCUUGUUUGUCGGAGAAUCUGUGCAAAUGUUUGAGAAUCAAAAUGUUAACCUGACCAGAAAAGGUUCCAUCCUAAAAAACCAGGAGGACACUUUUGCAGCAGAACUACAUCGACUCAAGCAGCAACCACUCUUUAGUUUGGUAGACUUUGAAUCUGUGGUUGAUUGGAUACGAAGCACAGUUGCUGAGCAUCUUUGGAAACUGAUGGUGGAGGAAUCUGAUUUACUAGGACAACUGAAGAUUAUAAAAGACUUUUACCUUUUGGGAAGAGGUGAGCUGUUUCAGGCCUUCAUUGACACUGCACAGCACAUGUUAAAAACACCACCUACGGCUGUAACAGAACAUGAUGUCAAUGUUGCAUUUCAGCAGUCUGCUCACAAGGUACUGUUAGAUGACGACAACCUUCUUCCUUUGCUUCACUUGACCAUUGAGUAUCAUGGAAAGGAGCAUAAAGAUUCUUCUCAGACUCGCGAAGGGCCUUCCCGAGAGCUGUCUCCACGUGAAGCCCCUGCAUCUGGUUGGGCAGCUCUGGGCCUUUCUUACAAAGUUCAGUGGCCACUGCACAUUCUCUUUACUCCUGCUGUUUUGGAGAAGUACAAUGUCGUGUUCAAAUACCUGCUAAGUGUACGACGGGUCCAGGCAGAGCUACAACACUGCUGGGCUCUCCAGAUGCAACGCAAACACCUGAAAUCUAACAGAACUGAUGCCAUCAAGUGGCGUCUGAGGGACCACAUGGCUUUUCUUGUGGACAAUCUUCAGUAUUAUCUCCAGGUGGAUGUACUGGAAUCUCAGUUCUCACAGCUUCUCCAGCAAAUAAAUGCCACACGAGACUUUGAGAGUAUACGACUGGCUCAUGAUCAUUUCUUAAGUAAUCUGUUGGCUCAGUCUUUCAUCCUCCUAAAGCCUGUUUUCCACUGUUUAAAUGAAAUUCUGGACCUCUGUCAUAGUUUUUGUUCCCUGGUGAGUCAGAAUCUGGGACCGUUAGAUGAGCGUGGAGCUGCACAACUCAGCAUUCUGGUGAAGGGAUUCAGUCGUCAGUCAUCGCUGCUCUUCAAGAUUCUCUCCAGUGUUCGAAACCAUCAAAUAAACUCUGACUUAGCUCAACUGCUACUACGUCUGGAUUAUAACAAAUAUUACACACAGGCUGGAGGAACCUUGGGCAGUUUUGGGGUUUGAGUACUAAGACCUUUUCUUCAGACCGUGACCAACAGCAGGGUAAGCAGUGAAGCCUGUAGUGCUCUUGGGAGACUUUGCACUCCAAUUUUUCCUUGUAGCUGGCUAUUGCCUGAUGAAGCACUGUCAAAAAGACCUGGCAGGAAGCGCCACUUACCUGCAACUGCCUAAUGAUUACAGAAAGCUUUUCCAUUUAUUCUGAACUAGUACAAACGUGUUUUCUGCAGUCUUCAUACGCUUCCAGAAAGGCAGUCAGCGCUUCUUCCAGAAGUGGAAAAAACCCAACAGAACUGUGUCUUCGCUGUUCAGCUGGACUGUGAUGCUUGGCAAGCUGGAAGAUGGAGGAAGCAGUCUGUUGUUCUUGACCAUGAACGAAGUUUUAGCUUUCUUCAGAAAUCCAACUUGUCUAUUGUAAACCAGUUUAUCACACGUCUCCUAAUCAAAAUACAUACUUCUAUGUAAAUGAAACAACUCCAAUGGCAUUUUGAGGUAAACUGGAAGGGGAUGAAGGAAUGGAGUUUAAGAACUUUUUUCUCUUACAGUGCACCAAUCUGUCAUAUCAGUAUAGUUAAGUUUUAUGGAGAAAGCACAUGACGCUGCUAGCCCAGUCAUUACUAUAUUUGAACAUGCUGGAAUUAUCGCACCUGUUACUGUUUGCACUGUUCAGAGUGCAAAUCUCCCUCUGCUGAUAGAAAAAGGUGCUAGAACUAAAGCUAGGGAGAAAAUUAAGAUACCAUCACCAAAUGAACCAUGUUUUCAUUCAAGGCUAUUUAGAAUGCUGCUCGUGACUAGUGUACCAAACCUAAAUAAAUCCUUGGCAUGCACUUAAUUUUUCUUUUCUGCACCUCAGGCUCCCAGCAUUUUAUUUGUCCUAGUUCCUUCUUCCUUUCUACUUUCGUAUACCCAGUCUUUGCUGAGGCAGGUUAAUAUCUAUGUAGUCAAAACAGGAGGGAAAAGAAAAGAAAAAAGAUGUAGCCAAAACAUACGAGCUGCUUCAGCAGUAUCUUGUUCCAAUAAAUUGUAGCAGUACACAACAUUACAUUCUUCCAAAAAACAGAAGUGGUGCUGAUGCCCUCAACUCAGACACAGGUCCAUCCUUCUGUAAAUAAAGUCUACCACCUUUCCGUC